ACCGUUUCAAGAAAUAACCGCGCGAACCCACGUCCCACGUGGUCACCACUUGAUGCAAGAUGGCGGACGAUUUGCCUUUCCAAGCGGAGUACGCGAAGUCUAAUCGAUCCGCAUGCAAAGCAUGCAAGGAAAAAAUCGACAAGGAUUCUUUGCGGAUUGCAAGAAUGGUUCAGGUAGGAAAUACUGAUGGAUUUUUGUCGUGAUCGGGCUAGGAUUUAAGUACUUUUUUGCCCGAUAUUUGUCACAAAUUAGAAUGCACGUGCACCAGUGAGUCCAGACAGACCAGUCGAUGUGACGGUUUACACUAUCCGACUAUCGUACAGGGGAUGAUGGUUAACCAGCAGUUAUCAGACCUAAGGAAAUAAUUUUUAUUCUUUUCAUUCCGUGUAGUAGUCUUGUAUUUGGGCGCAAAUAAAAUUAAUAAAUAGAACUGUGAAUUGAACAUCAUAUAUGCUGCCCAGCCAGUACAGGCCUGUGAAAAUUCAUUAACAAUCGAUUAUGAGUAUGCUGGACCUUGCUGGUGAUUGUAACGUAUCUAAUGUCUUCAUUUCUGUCCCUUUUAGUCCUCACAUUUUGAUGGGAAGGUGAGAAUUAACUACUCAGACACUGUCUGUAUAAUAUUUAGUUAUUCACAAUGUAAUAUCAUUAUAUCAUUCAUAUGAAGGCUGGAGUGUAUGGAAAACAAAGGCAUUCAAUAAUUGUGUCCUUAUUUGUUGAAACACACUCUGAAUAUUGGCAUCUUGUAAACUCGAGAUUCAAGAGUUUACAAAUGUUUAAAUAUUAUUCCUAAUGUGUUUCAUCUUAUAAUUUGCAAGUGGUUAUUUGUCCGGUCGUGGAAACUAACGAGCUUUGCCUAUUUGUCAGUGAAUUAGUUUGAUUUGAUUUCUUUGUUCUGUCAGAUUUUAUUAAUUUUCAAGCGUAUCCUUGGUAGCCAAGUGGUUAAGGCACUUGCCUUGUAGACGAUAGCUCAGUGGAUCGACCUGCGUGCCGGUGGCCCGGAUCAGUUAGGGUUAGAGGUUAGGGAAGGGUUAGGUGUGGGUAGGAUUCUGGUUUUAUUGUGUGAAAUAACCACUGGCCAUUUAAAUGAACCAAUCAAAUUAAUUCACAGAUAAAUAGCCAAAGCUUGUUGGUUUCCGUGACCAGACAAUGAACAACUUUGUUUGUGAAAUUGUCUUCUGUAAAGAAAUGAGAUAUAUGCAUGUCAUCUGUGAAGUUGUGAAGUUUGAUUAACCAGUUUAUUUGAUGUCCCUUGACAAAUACAAUUGUCAAUCAUCUGACAUGUAAAAUAGUACAGUAUGACACAUAAUUAGGGCACAUGGCAGCUUAAUAUUGGUUGAAUAUGGAAAUGUCACUCCUUCAGAAGCAAAAUUGUCUAAAAUAAUAUACAAAUAUAGGGGCAUAUUGCUGCCAUCCAGCUAGCUUUUAAAUGGCCAUCUUGAAAUUUGGAUGGCUUGUUUUACUUUCUACUUAAUUUUACUUUGCCAUAAAGAAUAUAGUGCCAAACAAAGUUGUACAUUAAUUUGUACAGUGCAUGCAAGCAUCUUCAGUUGUAAUUUUUUAGGUCCCAAAUUGGUUUCAUUAUGGCUGCUUCUUCAAGAAAAAGUUUGGUUUCUCUGAUGUUUCUCAAAUCAGUGGUUUUGACUCGCUCAGGUGGGAAGACCAGGAGAAAAUCAAGGGUAAAUUAUCAGGCGAGAGUUCACAGGCAGGUGGGACAAGUCAGGUUGAUGGUCCAUCACAAGAUGCUUCACUUGGGGUUGAAUAUGCUAAGUCCAACAGAAGCUCUUGUAAAUCUUGUGAGGAUAAAAUUGAAAAGGUUAGAAACCACUGGUGCAUGUAUCCUGACUUUAUUUAUACUUGACUUGGAAAUUUUAUAAAAAAAUAAUUCAUCAUCAUUAUGUAAAGGGUGAACUUCGUGUUGGAAAAAACAUGGAACCGUCUCCUGACUCAAAUGCUUUUGGAAAAGUUGCUAUGAUGAUGCACUGGUUUCAUGUUGAUUGUUUUGUUGAAAAGAGGUAACGUUUAUGCGUUUUUUCGAAGGAAUUUUUCGCAAUAAUGAAAUUGAGUAAAGCCUUGCCCUCUGUCAAACAAGGAUGAGAGUUGAUGAAAGUUGGUAGUCACGCAUUAUUAUGGGGGACAUUCAAGGUCUAGAUUAACCCAUUAAGCACCAGUGCUCCGGCCCCCCUAGAUGAGUAAAAUCGUCUGGCAUUAGACAGUAAAAAAACAAAGUAGGGCAUGUCAGGACGCAGUGCGACUAAAUGACUAAAAAAUAUCAAAAUAAGGCGUAAAAAAAUACCUGUGGUUCCAGUUCCCGACCGACCCUAUUUUUUUCUGCAGACCCUAUUAUUUUUUUAACGUGAUUGACCGUGCAACCCUAUUUUCUCCAGGUGGUUGCGGGCUGCUCAUACAGCGUGCCAAAUGGCGUCUGUUGUCACACUAAUUAUUGAACCAAAUUGCCUAAAUUCGUCCAUAGGAAAUACGCAUCUCUAGUUAAUUUAAAUUGAUAUUGAUGUCGGGACUCUACUGCAAAUCGCCCAGCAAAAAACUGCCAAAACCAUGAAAAAAAUAUUUUUAAAAAAAAUUUAUAUCCGACCUACCGACCCUAAUUUUUUCGCGAUAUGAAACCGGAACCACAGGUAUUUUUUUAUGCCCAAAGGUUUGAAGAGUGUUCCAACUAUGUUUUACAGUAUCUUAAAUAGAAUACACGAUAGUGUUGGGAAGGCAUUAGGCCACAUAAAAAAAUAGGUGGUUAGCAUCCUCGCCCACCCACAAAGAAGGCCCCGCUCACUAUUUUUUUUUAUUUUAAAAAAAAUCAACUUUUAUUGAUCAACAGGCUCUAAUAUAUGUAGUAUUUCUGUUGACUGUAGUCAGUUGUGUUAAUAAAUUGCGUGUAAAAAUGUCGGUAUGAAUCAUAUUUUGAAAUAUAUAAAAAAAUAUCUGCACAAAAAAUCCAGUUUCGGACCUAUGACCAAGGCGUUAAAAAUUAGAAUAAGUUUUAAAAACUCUGCCCACUUUUUGACAAAAGCUAAGGACGCUAUUUUUUUAUGUGGCCUUAAGAACAGCCAACCAAGGUUGCAUACAAAUUCCUGUGUCGACAAAUGGAGGUGGAGAAAUUUGCGUAUGGUCUCGAAUCUGUCUGAUUUUAUGUUUGGAACUAAUGUUAGACAAGGAUAUAGUACUGAUUUUCGUUUGUGUUUUGCAUUUGAGAAAGUAAUUUGUCCAUAAUAGCUUCUCCAUAAAAUUGUUCGUAAAUACAUUUGAAAUGAGAUUGUAAAUAUAGUAAUUGGUAAUGCAACAAACAAAAUAUAAUGCUAUAGAUCUGAACUGGAAGUUGAAGAAGUCACAGCCGAAAUGUUUCCUGGAUUCACAACCUUGAGCAAAGAAGACCAGACUUUGUUACAGAAGAAACUAGGAACAUCGAAAGCUAGCGGGAAGAAGGCAGGGAAGAAGCGGAAGGGAAGUGCAAUGGAAGAAACAAAAGGGAAACAAAAUAAAAAAUUAAAAGAAGAAAAGAAGGGGAAAACAGAAGAAAAGAAGAAAGAGGAAGAAGCUUUGAAAGUAAUUUUAAUUUUUUCCCGUAUGUUAUAGACCGAUUCCAAAAAUUAUUGUCAUUCUUUUUUCUUCUGAAUCGAAUUUCAAUCAAAAUAAUCACUGCUGCCUUAUAGACAGGGACGCCGGAACUGAGGGCAGGAGGUGCAGGGGGGCAAAGGUGCCGUUGCCCUUUGCCCUUUACCAGGAGGGGCAAGGGGGGCAAAGGUGCCCUUUCAAUUUAAAGGGUUGCCUUGGCGAAAUAGCGAAUUGUCAGAAAUGUUAGUGCAAUUCUUUUACGAAUUUGCUUCAGAAAACGCAAGAAAUGCAGUCAUCGAGCUUCAAGAAUAGCACAAUCGCCUGGCGGAGAACCCACACACCCCUAUCAUCCAAUAAAUAGAAAACAUGAUUAGGCGAAGUUCAACUCUUAGUAUAUAUCAAUUCAAAAGUGCCCUUUCACGAAAAUCUGUCCCCCUUGCCUUCACAUCGUUCCGGCGUCCCUGCUUAUAGAAUACUUCAAGACCAACAGUUUUGCAAAGUAUAACUAAUCAUACCAUGUAUCCUCUUUGAGAAAUUAAAUGUUAAAGAUACCGAAGUUCAAUCUUGAACUCUUGCACUUUGCCUUAACUUACAGAGUCUGUUUGUUAGUAUGGUAAUUUAUAAAAUAUAAAAUAGUGAGAAAUUGUUUUAGCUAUAGUUUUCGAAGCGGUCAAUACGAGGCAAUUUUUAUCUUAAGUUGCUAAGAAAUUAUAUCUACCGGGUAUCCCUCAAAAAAAACUGGACACUGUUUAAUUUCAUGUAACGUAAAAGCAAUCACAAUGAAUUAAAGAUCAUUGACAUUGCAUUCAGAAAGGACUAACUUAGGUUUUGAUAUAUACAACACUUGAAUUUACAUGCAAUAUUGAGCGAAAAUUGGAGAGGUGAAAAUUGGCUAAUUAUAAGGUUGUUUUAUCAGCUAAUUCUUGGCAUUGUCAAAAACAGUAGUUCAACGUUCAAACAUGCAAUCAAUAUUGCAUGUAAAUUCAAGUGCUAUAAUAACCUAUAUAUCAACUGAAUCUAAGUUAGUCUUUUCUGAAUGCAGUGAUCGUUAUUCCAUUGCGAUAGCUUUUACGUUACAUUAAGUCAAACAGUGUCCACUUUUUUGGGGACGCCCAGUAUAAGUAUAUAUAAGGCCAGUGAGCUAUUUAAUCUACAGUGUAGAUUGCAGGAGAGGGGAGUUGCACAAAAACGGUGACUUUGCCAAUAUUAUCACAUUCAUUUUAUGUAAGGAAAAAGACGCAAACGUUAGAGCAAAAAUGACCAAGCUCAAGGGUGUUUAACAUGCCAUUACCGCCAUUAUUUGUUUUUAGGCCCAAAGUAAGAGAAUCUGGAAGAUCCGAGAUGCAUUGAAAAACGAAUGCAGUUCAAAUGAUCUAAAACAAAUGUUAUCUGAUAAUAAUCAGCCUGAUUAUGGUGGGGAGAGUGUGGUAGGUAGUAGACUGACACAUGAUUGAACGUGAGGUUGGAGGGUUGGCCAACGUAGUAUUUUAAGUUAUAUAAUAUACGUUGUUUUGCAGCUUUUAGAUAAAUGUGCUGAUGGAAUGGCAUUUGGAGCAUUGAAACGCUGUGGGGAAUGUGGCGGUGGAAGUUUUAGUUAUAAGUAAGUAAAACAAUUCAAAACCAGACCAUACCAUAUCAUACCAGAUCAUACCAUAUCACAAAUACCACACCAUAACACACCAGACCCUGCCAUACCAUCCAACCAUAUCAUAUAACAAAUACCACAUCAUACGAUACUACACCAUAUAUCAUACCUUACCACCUGAUACCAUACCAUAUAUCAUACCAAACCACUCCAUAUAUCAUAUUACACUAGAUCAUAGCAUAUCACAAAUACCAUAUCACAAAUACCACACCAGACUACAUGACACCAUAUCAUAUCAGACCAUAUCAUACCAGAUCAUAGGACACCAGAUGAGUGUACCACGCCUUUGCUACACUAUAUGGCACCAUAACACACCAAUGACACCAUACAAAAAAAUACCAGCACUUAACCAUAAUCAUUCAUUUUUUAUAUCAGAAAUGACGGUUACUACUGCCAUGGAAAUAUUACAGAAUGGACAAAAUGUACAAAUGUCACAAAAGAUCCUGAAAGGACAGCCUGGAAAAUCUCAACAGAUUUAAAAGAAGAUAUUGAUUUCCUGUAAGACUUUGAAAUUUUAUCCUUUUAGACUUUUUAUGUCUUAAACAUCACCUUAUUUAUAGUCACAUGUGAAAAUAGCGCUUCAUUUUGACUCUAGCAAACAACGCAAUGAUUCUCUUACGGAACUUUGGUUUUCUCCCGUAGUGACAUUUGUCAAAUAAGGAAUGAUUCUUUCUUGACCUCCAGAACAGUUUGGAACAAAUAGAGCUAUUCAAUAUAAAUAAAGUUAGUUUAGUUUUUAGUGCAAAGUGAAGCCUAAUUCACUUUGCAACUAUAGUGCAUGGUUAGGGAAAAAUUCAAUCGAGACAGAUAUAAAAAGUGUAAUCAAUCGGGGGACGUUGCAUGCAAUCGGGGGACGUUGCAGAACUUGGUUUUCAAAUGCCAGAAGUACCUUUUCAAACGCCAGAACUCCGUUUUCAAACGCCAGAACUCCCUUUGCAAAUGCCAGAACUCCCUUUUCAAAUGGCAGAACUUGGUUUUCAAAUGCCAGAGCCCAGAAGUAUCUUUUCAAACGCCAGAACUCCGUUUUCAAAAAACGCCAUGCAGAACUCAGUUCUGGCAUUUGUAAAGGGAGUUCUGGCAUUUGAAAAGGGAGUUCUGGCAUUCGAAAAGGGAGUUCUGGCAUUUGAAAAGGGAGUUCUGGCAUUUGUAAAGGGAGUUCUGGCAUUUGAAAAGGGAGUUCUGGCAUUUGAAAAGGGAGUUCUGGCAUUUGAAAAGGGAGUUCUUGCGCAUAUCCACUUUGCACUAUCCUUGGGAUUUCUGAGUUCGUUAUUAGCGUUAUAGAUAAUACACUAUAAUAUAUAAUAAGAUAUCUAUAUUUAAUUAAAAAAGACAUUCUAAAUAUUUCUAUCAAUGGAUAAUACUAUUUCUGUUGUGUAUAUAACCCCUUGCCUAUAGAAUAGCUUUGCUAAAUGCAUGUGGGUUUUAUUUACUUUGUAAUUUUUGUAUUUAAUAAUAAAAGUUGUAAGUUGUAAGAGGCUUAAAGCUAUGCAUGGCUCAUUUUCCCACAGGAAGAAGUUUAAACCAAAGAAAGGCAAGAGAAUAUUUCCCACAGUGAAAGAAGUUGCAUCAGAAGCCUCGGACUCACAGGGAAAAGAUGAAGUCGACGCCAAGUACGUAAUGUCUGAUGAAGGCAUAUUUGCAACGCUCGAAAUAACGCUUGGAUCUUGUGCAUGAAUAUUGACAGUAAUUUCCGGAAAUGUUAAACAGCUGUAGGAAAUUCGUUUGACUAAAGUUGCUAUUGAAAACAUGAAGGAAACCUUAACACCCAUGUCCCACUGUGGGCGCAACAGCAUAUACAGUAGUUGACAGACAUUAUUCCUCAGUUUAAUAUAAAACUCUGGUCAGCUAAAACACCAUACAUAUGUUUAUGCACAUAAUUUAACACAAAAAUACUUCGUUGGUCUGCAGGAAAUUUUUGUCUCCAGAUUUUGCUCCCAGGAAGAAAAUUAUUUUUUCCUGUCCUGCAAGUACGAUCUGCGCCAGCGUAGACAGUGACAAAAGAAACAGGAACUGUGGAUUGAUAGGGAUUCAACUGCCUGAAAAAUACAAGUUAAACUUGGAUGUUUCGAGCGAAAGCCCUUCCUCGGCCACUGUUGUAUAAGAUAUACAAACACGAGUAGAAAAUAUACAUAGAUAGCGAUUCGUCUUGAUGAAAACGUUGCAUUCUUUAAUAAUCGUAAAGUAGAGGGCAAAAUUACUUGUACCUGAUUGGCUGAGACGCAAGCGCGGGACGUUUCUUGUUUUAAUUUAAUUUUAAAAACAACGGCUUCUCGCUUUGUCGCGGAUAAUGAUGAUAUUGAAGUUUAAAACUUCUAGUGAAAACUUGAACACUAGAAAAAGUACAAAUUUAUUGGUUGGAGUAUUUAAGAAAUGGGCAGGCAGGGCAACAUUAAGGAACAUCGGCAAAGACAUGGAGACAUACGAGGUUCAAGAACUAAAUAUCCCCUCACAUAAAUUUUUCACUUGUGUUUUCACAAAUUUGUGAAACUUGAAAACACUCGUGAAAUUAAACCUUAAUUUUAGUCGGCCCCAUGCGAUUACCUAUACGAAUUCUUGCUCAAAUUUGCUAAUAUUUGGAGGAAAUCAAUCCUGUAAUAUAUCAUUUUAUAUUAUGUGUUACAGGCCUGUUGCCGUCCCUGGCAAACCUUUAUCUGGUCUGACUUUGACCGUUAUUGGGACAUUGAAAACGACAAAGGUAAAAUGGAAAUUGUGUCAAAACAAAUAAUGGUGAUAAAUAAUUGUAUUAAGAAAAAUAUCUAUCCAAACCGCUUUUAGCAAGUGAUUAUCUUAACUCCAGGCAACAACGAAGAGUAAGAUCGAAGAGCUAGGAGGAUCAUUUAAGAAUAAAGUUUCCUCAGAAUUAACUUGCUGUAUAAGUACUUCAGGUAAGCUUUGAAGAAGCUUUUGUGAAAAGAUUGACAUAGCAUUUAGCGUAUAUGCCUUUCAUAGUAAAACUGGAGCAAUAAGGGAUGAUCCUUUCUGGACCUCUAGGGAGAACAGUGUGGACUAAUAGAGCUAUUCAGUACAAACAAAGUUAGUUUAGGUUUCCUCCUGUAGUAAAACUGGACCAAAAAGAGAUGAGCCUUACUGGACCUCGAGGGAGAACAGUAAGAAUACUAAGAUAUUUGGUUUUCCUGAUUUACAUCAGGUGAAGUGGCGAAGAACAGCAAGAAAAUACAAGAUGCUGAAAAAGCCAACGUCCCUGUAGUAUCAGAGGAUUAUUUAGAAGCAGUUCAAACCGAGGAAGCACUUGCUGCCAUUUCAAAACACAGCCUAGUCCCUUGGGGAACGAGAAAGAAUGCAUCUGUUGAAAAGAAAGGUAAACGACCUGCGAUCGAUGUCCCGGAUGGACCAGUUGGCAAGAAGAAAGCUGCCUCAUCAGGAGGUAAGGUUUGACUUUUGCGUUUUAAGUUUAAAUGCCAUAUUUAGUCAAUGAUUUUGGUUUUUAAAAUCCUUCUUAAAUUUAUUCUGUAGGCUCUGGAAAAGUCGUUGAAAAGAAAGUGAAAAUGUCUGUUAAGGGUGGAGCUGUUGUUGAUCCUGACUCAGGUAUUUGACAAUACCAAUUAUACACUCGUAAAAAUCUCACAGAUUGUCAACAAGAUGUGUCGCACUGCUUGUUCCCAGUUUUUGACAAGUCUGGAGGAACAAGUUAUCAUCUUGUAACAAGGUUGCUGAGGCCAACAGACUCGCAACAAGUUGGUCCGACAAGUCUGACGUCGUCUGUACGUAACAAGUUGUUAACAAGUUGAUGACAACAAGCUCAUAGCAACUUGUUAUGAAUAGCCUGCAACUUGUUAUGAAUAGCCUGUUGCCGUCAUCAACCUUGUAACAAGGUUACCGGUAACACAGACUUGUCACAACAACUGGGAACACGAAGUGCGAACACAUCCUGAUAUCGACUUGACAACAAUCUUAUUACAUAUAUACCUACCACUACAGAAUCAUCCUCAGCUGACACUGCAGAAAACAACGAAAAUUAGCUGUCUUGAGCUGAUUUCUAGCUCGCAUCUUCUUUUCCUAUUGAACCAAUGACGUGUUUUAUCGAAUUCAAGUGCAACACACAAAUUUCUUUCGUGGCAACUUAACAAAGAUGCACUUUCGAAUCCCGCUUGAAAAUUUUACAUUGUUUUCUGCAGUCUCAAAAUAAUACGACAAGAUCGUGAUGUAUAGGUACAGGUACAAAUUUUUGCACAGCCUUCAGUGAACAGCUCGAAUCGCCUGCGAUGAAGAGUGAGAUCUCCUUUUAUGUUGACCAAAUUAACCACCAGUACAGUUCUGACUACGAGUAAAGAUUCGUUAUUUCAGGGUUCGUACAAAACUUGAAAGUCCUUGACUUGAUGUCUUUGAAUUUGAAAACAAAAAUUCAAGGCCUCGAAUGUCCUUGAAUUUGUAAAGAAGUACUUGAAAGUCCUUAAAUUUUUCUUGCUUUAGUUUUUGGAUAUUUUCUGAAAUUGUUUGACAUUCAAAACGGACAUUUUGUUGAAUUGAUUUUGCAUGUUCAUAUCUGACUAAGGUGUUUGAAAGAUUUGUCUGAAAGAAUCAGAUUUUACUGAUUUCUAACCCCUUUUCUUCAGUAUUUAUUUAGUCCUUGAAUUUGCUGAUACAUGGCCUUGAAUGUCCUUGAAAAGUCCUUGAAUUUGACUCUUCCUCACAUGUACGAACCCUGUUAUUUGCAUGCGCAUCAGUCCGCUAUACUUUGUAUAGUAGUCAAUAACAAACAGGCGACAAAAUAUGCCGUAUGAUUUCACUGACUUUAUUUCAUAUGGCGUAAAAAAAUACCUGUGGUUCCGGUUCCCGACCGACCCUAUUUUUUUCUGCCGACCCUGUUAUUUUAUCAACGCGAUUGACCGUGCGAUCCUAUUUUCUCCAGGUGGUUGCGGGCUGCUCAUACAGCGUGCCAAAAUGGCGUCUGUUGUCACACUAAUUAUUGAACCAAAUUGCCUAAAUUCGUCCAUAAGAACUACGCAUCUCUAGUUAAUAUUGAUGUCGGGACUCUACUGCAAAUCGCCCAGCAAAAAACCGCCAAAACCAUGAAAAAAAUAUUAAAAAAAAAAUUUAUUUCCGACCUACCGACCCUAAUUUUUUCACGAUAUGAAACCGGAACCACAGGUAUUUUUUUUUACGCCUAUGUGUUUCAUUUAUUCUCAGGUUUAGAAGAUAAAGCACAUGUCCUACAGGUGAAAGGCGAAGUAUAUAACGCCGUUCUUGGCAUGGUUGACAUCACACGUGGAACAAACUCUUACUAUAAACUGCAAGUUCUUAAGGAAGAUAAAAGUUCAAGGUUUGUAUUGCUGAAUUGUUAUUUAUCUCAUUCCCAUUGAAAUUAUACUGCAUCCAGUGGGUGAUUCCAUCUAUAGACUAAAUUUUGAUCAAUGCAAGACGAACGAAAUCCAACACCACAGCUAGAAAAGAGCGUACAUGUAUUAGAAUGAGUAAAACUGCAAAGAUUGGUUGCUAAAUGUUGUAAAAUGAAGAAAAUGUAGCCCUGUGAAGUUCUCAAAUUUUGUGUAUAUUUGUAUUACGCGCGGUAAAAAUAACCACUUUUGGCUCAAAAAUGGUUAUUUUUCCCGCGCGUAAUGCAAAUAUAUACAAAAUUUGCGAAACUCACAGGGCUAUAUUUUCCUCAUUUUAUGACAAUUCGCAAUCAAAUUUUGCAUUUUCAUCAUUUUAAGAUGCUCUUUCCAGCCAUGGUAAUGGAUUUCGUUCAUCUUCUUUGGUCAAAAUUUCGUCUAUAGCUGGAAUCAUCCAUUUAUUAUCUCAUACUUCAGAUCAGGGGCGGCGGAACGGAUUUCAGUUUAGGGGGGGGGCUAAAUUUUUUUCAUUGACCUCCCCCCCCCCAUUUUUUUUCCGUGACCUAUAACAGAAAAAUUUUCCGGACAUACUCGAUUUUUAAACAAAAUAUCCCAAAUUUUUCCCAUUAUACCUAAAUUUUCCAAAAAUACCCUACAUUUUUCCUUAAUUAUCAAAAUUUUUCCAGAGAAAACAAAAUUUUCUGGGGGGGCUUAGCCCCCCCCACUUUUACUUCUGGGGGGGCUUUAGCCCCCCUAGCCCCCCCUGUUCCGCCGCCACUGCUUCAGAUAUCAACUGUUUAAUUUCACCAAGCUUGUCAGGUUUACUCUAGAAAGCUAUUCAUUUACCAGAUAAGUUAUUGUUUUACCUUAUUUAGAUGCUAUCUUUUUCGUUCAUGGGGACGAGUUGGCACGACAAUUGGUGGCAAUAAAGUUGAGGUAAUGAUUAUUAUGGAUUAUUCGUCCAAAUAAAUAUUUUUAACCAGUGAACGUUUGAAACUCUUGAUUAUUUAACAGCGAAGUGAAAAAAGAUAAAGUUAUUUCAACCAUAACCUUGCAUUCAACCCGUUCCUAGUGGAUAGUUGUCGCUUCCUGUGAAUUGAAGUUAAUUUCUUUUCAGGAUUGUUAUGAUUCUGACGAGGCCAUCUCUCGAUUUACAGAAAUGUACCAAGAAAAAACAGGUGAGUACCGUCUAAUACCCAAGUCCUAUUAUACAAGUCUGACAUGAAGUACUGUACUCCGAGUACAGUAUGAACACAGUAUAUAUACCAGGUAAAGGAGACAGAAAUAUUUCACUGUUGAUUUCUGUUGUUUAGGAAACCAUUGGUUUAACCGUAAGAAUUUUGUUAAGCAAGCCGGCAGAUUCUAUCCGUUGGAUAUAGAUUACGGCCAGGUAGGUAUGACAAUUGAAUAGCAACAGGUUAGCAGCAUACUGACCUCUUGAAAUGAUAAACGGCCUUCGCUCAUAACAUCAAAAUUUAAGUAGUUUAGACAACGGUGUCCUUAUUUGUCAGGACGAUGAUAAUCUUCAAGCUCAGACCGCCAUAGCUGCAGGAAGUAAAUCGACCUUACCUCUUGCUGUUCAAAAGUUGGUCAGAAUGAUCUUUGAUAUCGAGUCCAUGAAGAAAGCUUUGUUGGAAUUUGAGGUAAGAUUUCAUUUACGAGGAGGCUUGGUUACUCCGACCAUGUGUGAUGUACCAGAGUCCUAAACUGGCCGUGUUUCUGUUUUUUUUGUAACAAGCAAUAUUAACAGUAUUGAUUUAACGCGAAAAUUUAUGGACGUUUAUUAUACUUUGGUAUCAAGACAAAUGCAACGAUACUGAAACACUACCGUGCUGAUUUUAUUGCUUUUACGUAAAUGCAUUAUUAAUGAUUUGAGAAAUAUAUUUUUUGUUGUUAAUCUCGUAUUCCACGCUUUGUUUUUUACUUCAAGAUUGAUUUGAAGAAAAUGCCUCUGGGGAAACUUUCCAGAAAGCAGAUUGAAAGCGCUUACUCUAUCCUUACUGAGGCACAGAAGGUAUAUAUAAUGUAUAGCACCUGAAUAUAUAUUUGAUAUACAUCGGCUUACUUCUGUAGUUCUGUUUAUGCUCAAUUCCACACAAACUAUCAAAGUUUCUGUGAUCACAGUAGGGAUUUUGCAUAAGUAAAUUCUAGGAUUUGAAGGAUUUGUAAGAAAUGUUUGAGGCAACUGACUCAGUGUUUAACAUCAAGUCAGUUUCCUCAAACAUUUCGUACAAAUUCUUCAAAACUUAGAAUUUACCUACGCGAAAUUCCUACUGUGCUCACAGAAACUUUGAUAGUGUAAACCAGGCUUUACAUGCCUAAAAUGGAACAGUGGUAACCAAGCAUGUAAAUUAAGAGAUAUUUAUGAGGUUAUGCAAUAACCAAGGUUAGCAACUUGGGAACCAGGUAUCCUGACGUCAGCACGUCACAUGACUCACGCAAUGGGAGUAAGUGACAUCUAUCAUUCCAAGUCUGACGUCCAAACGACAACAACGUGCGUUUUGAAUUUUUUUUUUGCACGCUUAGUUCAACAAUUUAUUUCCACCAAUUUUAAUUGGUGUGAAGGUGUUAGUUCGGUGGGGGGUGGCAGCUCAAGAUGCCAUUGUCAUGGAUCUUAACCUGAGUCCAAGUAACAGUAGUCAGUCCAGGUCACCCCCCUCGGUCAGCUGAGCUAACACCUAACCAACCAAACGGGUAAGUAUGGUGGACAAGGUGUUAAUUGUAUGUUACGUAACACGCGCUCAAAACUAAUGCGUAUAAAUAUACCACUUGAGGUUAUGACUAAAUUCAAAAUUUUUACUUUUUCGAUACGUUUCUCAAUCGGCAAACAAACUUAAAAAGUAUGUUUAGUGCUUUAUCUGUAAAAUAAUGUUAAAAUGAAGAGAUUUUAGAUGAUACGCAAAAGAGAAAAUGAUGUCUGAAGUUCAGUAAGUUUUGCGUAUAUGGCUGUAAAUAUGGCGUCAAUGUUUCUCAACCGGCAAAUGCAUUUAAAAGUUUGCUAACUGUAUAAACUAGAGAAUAAAGCUAAAACAAAGUAAUUUUGAGAGGAACGCCAAAAAGAUUUUGGGUUUUGAACACUUUUCAUUGCAAAUACGUGACAUUGAAAAAAAUUGCCUCUUAAUAUAUGUGAAUGAAUUUGGCAGUACUGACGGUCAUAUUUGGUGUAUUCGAUCCCAGUAUUCAGUAAUAAAUGCACGGAAAACAUAAUCAAAUGUGUUCGUUUGCACAUUUUAUUUCUGUAGCUCAUUGAGGAGAAAGGAAGCAAAGGAGCAAUACUCGAUGCCUCAAACAGAUUUUACACUUUAAUUCCUCACGACUUCGGGAUGAAGAUACCGCCAUUAUUGGAUAACUUAGAGCUUAUCAAGGUAUGUGAAACAACACUAUUAACGUCAGAGGAGUGGAGGUAAAGCGGUUAGUGCAUGCACAUCAUUAAUGGUUUGAUUCCUGCAAUUAGCCUUUUCCCAAAAGAGAUCACAGUGCAUUCUUGGAUCGUUUGGAGGGACAGAAUAUAUGGUGACAGGCGUCAAAUAUGUGAAAGAGUAGAAGUAUCUACUAUCAAGUAUCUACUUUUUAGACGACCAAAAAUGAAAUACCUUCUUUUUACAUUAAACUUUUAAUUUAAAUGUGUGCUGCCAUAUUUCUUGUCCCUCCAACAUGGGAUUUUCGCGACUAGGCCCGGAACUUUAGGAAAUGGCUAAUAUAAAGUUGUCUCAUCAGUUGUAGUAUCGCUUUAAUUGAAUGUGAGAAAGUUUCUCCUGGUUUUCCGAUUUCCUGCUGCAGUAAUACUGGAGCAAUAUGCCUUACCUUGAGGCAAUAUGCCUUACUUAUCUUGUCUUACCUCGAGAGAAGAACAGGUUAGAACUGAUAGAGCUAUCAACUUAAGAAACAUUGGAACAUCAAAAUAACUUUGAAAAGGAAUAUUUCAACUAAUCUACACAUUUUUUUAAAAAUAAGUUAGAACAAACGACAAGGCAUUACCCGUUAUUCGUUCUGUUCUAGAGUAAAGUAGACAUGCUGGACAAUUUGCUGGAUAUUGAGGUGGCUUACAGUUUGAUCAAGGAAACAUCAGAUAGCGAAGAUCCAUUGGAUAGUUAUUAUAAGAAAUUGAAAACUCAUAUUAAGGUGGGCUUUUUUUAUGAAUUCUUGCCGCAAUUGAAUAAGUACUUUGCAUAAAAAGGUCAAUACAGCGAGUGACUGGAUGGCAUGGAGAACAGUGUGAUUUUCAAAACAAUGAAAAGACAAUGUGUUUGUUUACUUUUUUAGCCAAUCAGCAAAGAAGAAGAUGAAUUUACAAUGAUUGAGAAAUAUGUGAACAAUACGCAUGCGUCAACUCACAGACAUUACGGCUUGGAGAUUCAGGAGGUACUGUAGUCAACCAUCUGACACAUCAUCAGAUGGUUGAGAUGGUGGUGGUAGUGGAAUAUAGUGGAAUAAUGGUGUGGCAGUCUUGAUGGUGGCAGGGGUGGAUCCAGCAAGGUUUUUCUAGGGGGGUGCUGGGCGAGCAGCCGAGUGUUUCUUUAUAAUUCCUUAUAUUAACGACUCAAACGUCAAAGGCGCGAGCUCCCUAGGGGGGCCAAGGGUAUGCCUCCAGAAAAUUUUGAAAAUUAGAAUCCUAGAAAUGCCAUUUUCUGCGAUAUGAGCAUUGAAUUGUGAGCUUCAGUUUGACUUCAAAAAAGGAAAAACCUUGGAAAUUGUGCCAUAUUUCUGAAUUUGAUUUUUUUGCACCCCUGUUGACCAAGGCCAACAGGGGUGCGGACCCCUGUGCACGCCCCCCCCCCUAUAAAUCCACCCCUGGAUGGUGGUAAUGAAGACGUUGGUUAUGAUAAUUGGUCUGGUAAUGAUGGUGGUAGAGGAGGUAGCGAUGGUCAUAUGGUAGUGGUAAAUGGUAAUGAUCGUGAUGGUAAUGAUCAAGUUGAAGAUGAUGAUGGUGAUAGUUAUGUUGUUAUGAUGAUGGUGUGGUGCUGUUGUUGGCUGUUUGUGAUGAUGGUGUUGAUGGUGAUAGAAGUAAUAAAGAUUCUGGCAUGGUUGUGUAGUAUUCUUGAUGGUGAUGAUGGUGCCGAAGAUAAUGAUCAUGAUAGUACUUAUGAUUGUGGCAAUGAUACUGGUAAUGAUGGUAAUAAUACUAGCAAUGGUAAUGAUGACAGUUGUGAUGAGAUUGAUUAUUGUGUUCUUUUUUCAGAUCUUCAGGAUUGACCGUGAAGGAGAAAAGAAACGUUACAAACCAUUUAAGGAACUUCCAAAUCGUAAACUUCUCUGGCAUGGCUCACGCGCGACUAACUUUGCUGGUAUAUUAUCUCAGGGUUUGAGGAUUGCACCUCCAGAGGCUCCUGUCGUAAGUUAAGACGAUCAAAUUUUAAUAUACAUCUUCAUGGUUGAGUUCUGGACAAACCCACAAGAAACAUUGUAGUGGAAACAUCAGACGUUCCUCGUUUACUCAAAUGCUUCCCCGUUUGGCCACCUUGAAAAUGUUGCGGAAAACCUUUUUCUAUCAGAAAGCAAAAACGUUUCCCAAAUAUUCAGAAGCACAUUUUGUUUCCAAUGGGUGAUUUUUGUUUCAACAAUGCUUGAAGGGGGCUUAAUUUCUAUUUUCAACCGUGUUUCAUUGGUAGUGAAUAACGUCUGUUUUUAUCGUAUAACGAUUAAUUUUCUUGCUUUAAAAUUUUUAGACUGGUUAUAUGUUCGGAAAAGGACUCUAUUUUGCAGGUAAGCUAUUUUGCAAUAAAAGUAAUUUUGCAAUAUUAAUUCGCUUCAGUUCUAAUUUUAUCUGGAUGAUUUUAUAGACAUGGUAUCAAAAUCUGCAAACUAUUGUAAUACAAACUACAGCAGUCCUGUUGGUCUGAUGCUUCUAUGUGAAGUUGCUCUUGGAAAUAUGUAAGUAUCUCUAGCUCUCUACUUUCACUCUUACUGCAAGCAAAUUUUCCUUGACAAGUUUUGUUGCACAUGUGCACGGAAUGUUGUUAAACAUUUAUGAUUUAUCUCACGGCAUGACCGCCUUUUGUUUGCCAAACCAUAGAAGUAUUAAUUUUUUGUACACUGUUUCCUUGGCGGCCGCACACAGGAACAAAUUUUCCUUGUCCAAAAGCUGGCUUGACUGGUUUUGGAACAAGUUUCCUUGUCAAGGAAAGAUUUUUGCCUUACACACACUAGCAAACGAAACAUGUCAAGGGAAACGUGCUUGUCUUGUACGUGAGCUUUAGUCUCCAACACCAAUUCUUGAUAUAUUCAUUUUACUUGUUUUGUCAAUUAUUUUAAAAGGCACGAGUUGACGUCCGCAAACUACAUUAAGAAACUUCCUCCAGGGAAACACAGCGUUAAAGGUCAGCUUUUGUUGGUAGAAUUCAAGAUACGGCUGAUGCUGGACCGCUUUAGAACUGUUGCCAAUCAUAGCAGCAUGAAAACAAUGCCCCUCCCCAGGGCCGUAGCGACCGGGGGGUGCAACCCCCCCCCCCCCCACACUAAUAAUUGCCCAUGAGCAAUUUCAGGUAGAUUUCCAGUAGAUUUUCAGGUAAAUUCAGGUAAUUCUGAGGGCAUAAGAAAGUGAAUUGGGAAAAAUAACUAUAUUUGUGGAAAAAUUUACUGUAUUUUCCUAAAAAUGAAGAUAUUUCCUGAAAAUAUUUUUGCUCUUUUGGUAAAAUUAUGUCCGAAAAUUUUUUUGCGAUGAUCUUCACCCCUCACCCCUCCUCCCCCCACCAACAAUUUUGGGGAAAGAAUAUUAAUUACAAUCAUGUAAAAACGGUAAGUUGGAUAAAUUCAGGUAAAUUUAAACCUUACACCCCCCCUAAGACAAAGACCUCGCAACGGCCCUGCCCCCCCUGCCAGCACACCACUGCACGUUGAUCACCGGCAUCUUACUGCAUGAUAGCAUAGAUUAAGUAUAUACUUAAUCUGUGAUGAUAGUGGCAUCAUAGGUCACCCUAUAUCACUAUGGACUGGUUUGACGCUAUCUUCGUUUCUCGUACGUAUAGGUUGUGGUAGGACAGCUCCAGACCCUAGCUCAGAUCACACUGCGAGUGAUGGUACCAUUGUACCUUAUGGAAAUGGCAUAGAUCGGCAGACAUUAAUCAAUCAAGCCUUCUGUAUAACGAGUAUCCUUUGUGUUACAUAUAUUUUGUAUAAUAUAGCAUUUGUAAAUUUCGCUAGUAUAGCAUUUUGCCGUUGUCUGUUCAGUUAUAGAUACGCAGUAUGACAUAAUGGGAAGAACAAAAAAGUGAUCCACUCGCUCGGCGGCGCGUGACCACUUGUUGUUCUUCACACAUUAUGACGUCAUACUGUGUAUCUAUAACUGAACAGACAACAGCAAAAUCUUAUCUAUUUGUUAAAUAAUGCAAACUGUAUUAUGCUGUUGUCUGAUUUUAAUUUCACCUCGGUAGUAACAUGUCAGAAGCAGGGCCGCCGAGAGGUUGUGCGGGUCGCGGGGCAAAACUUUCCCAGGGGCCCCUAUGACGUCAUGAUUGUAAAACGGGAGAAGCGGUGUUUUACCCUGGUCAGAGGAGUGCUUCCAGCCUAGUCCCAGUCGUUCUGAAACAAGCGUGAGAAAAAACGUGGAUGUAGUACGAGACUGGGACCUAGGUGUGAUGUCACCGCUGAAGGUGCUUCAGAACGCCUAGCAGAUUUCAGUAUUUUUAAUAUGGCGGAAAAUUUAUAUAUACAAAUAACCUUGUAAAUACGACAAUGUCACAGAAUAAAGAUCAGUAACAGAAGGGCCACUCAGCGGUGCAACGUGUCCUCGUUUUUUUGUGCAAAAAUAUGCAGUUUACUGGCCAGAAGGCAGAGCAGCCAGCCGGUACAGCGUGUUUAUUGGCCAGAAAAUGUCAUUGACUGGCUAGGAAAAUGGCGGCCAACAUGCACAAUGCGACAUGCGCGAGGACAGAAACUUCAAAGCUUCCGACGUAAGUGGCCCCUUCUAUAUGGAUCUUUAUUCUAUGACAAUGUUGUUGAUCAUGUUCGAUGUCUACAUAACCAAAUUCAAACUGUAUUAAAAAUGUGCUCAAUUAAAAAAAAUUAUAUACAAAUUUACGAUACUGAGUCUGAGCAAUGGUCGUACAAUUGUUGAUGUUAUUUAUAUACUCGCAAGUUGUGAUCAACACUAGACCAUACUGGUAUGCACAACUACGCCUUCUACUCGACAGGUUUAAGUAGCUUAGGAGAUUGGAAAUAUUUGUCUGACAUGACUGUGUUGUCAAAACAUUUUUAGUCGGAGACUCGGCAUAAUUUUCAAGCUUCUAGAUAGCAUUUAAUAUGGCUUUAUAUUUUAGUAAACACGAGUCAUAUUUAGCCCGUUAUUCCAUUCUGACCGUAUGGUAGCGAAACGUAGCCUAUUUCAUUGUUCCGACAGCAUUAGAGCAAAACUAAUGACUUAAUUAUAAACGCAAAGGAAAUUUCCAUAACAUUUUCUAUUUACAAAUGCGGUAUGCUUGGUAACCAGGCCAGGGACCACUUUUUUGAAAUCAGGGACCAUUUUACCGAAAUCUGCUAGGCUCUCUCGCUGAAGCGUUCCGCAUAGCACACCCAGGCAUAAAUCUUAAGACUUAUUUAAAUAUAUCAAAGCAGCGAAUAGAGAGAGAGAGAGAGAGAGAGAGCCUGGGACUAGGCUGGAGUGCUUCCAGUUUGACCCUACUGAAACAGACAUAUUUUACAGUGGGGUCCAGGGAGCAAAGCCAAAAAGAUCACAGAGAACCAGGGGAACAUGUAACCUUGGGCAACAAGGGAACAAGAAAAAAAUUCAAGGGAACACGGGAGACCUUCAAUGGUGUAGAAAUUUUCCUUAACAAAAUUCUAGGUACAUUGUUUAUGACGUCGCGCAAGUAAACAUGAAAUAUCUGCUUCAACUGAAAUUUAAUUACGACUAACAAUCGUGAUGAACACCUACUCUCAGCUUUGUAGAUUAAAACGCUGCUGAAAUCAUUCUUAGGCAUUUUAGGAUAUUGACAUUGUUAGUACAUUGCUGCAAAAUAUGUAAAGACUAUAUAUAUAUGCCUCGUUUUGUUGUUGUUGCACCAUGUAUUCUAGCCUGCGAGCAGGCUCUCUAGGGGCCCGCUCGCAGGCUACAUGUAUUCCGAU
Messenger RNA from Paramuricea clavata, 19560 nucleotides. The record is from the annotation of a GenBank genome assembly. Lineage: Eukaryota; Metazoa; Cnidaria; Anthozoa; Malacalcyonacea; Plexauridae.